GACGUAAGGAAGCGGAAGUGGAGCUGGGCUCCGCGGGAGGAUGUCUGGGGGGGUCUCUCGGGCUGGAGGGGCUCCGCGGGGCUUGACGAAGCGAGUCUUAGUGACCGGAGGCGCUGGCUUCAUUGCUUCCCAUGUGAUAGUUUCCCUUGUGGAAAAGUAUCCUAACUAUGUGAUCAUUAAUCUGGAUAAGCUGGACUACUGUGCAAGCUUAACAAAUCUUAAGACAGUUUCUGAGAAAGAGAACUACAAAUUUGUUCAGGGAGACAUCUGUGAACCCAAUUUCAUAAAAGAAUUAUUUGAGACUGAGAAAAUUGAUAUAGUGUUACAUUUUGCAGCUCAAACGCAUGUAGGUCUUUCAUUUUGGCACAAACUUGAGUUCAACUAUGUUAAUGUUUAUGGAACGUACAUUCUGCUUCGGGCUGCUCAUAAGGCUAAUGUGGAAAAGUUUGUAUAUGUCAGCACUGAUGAAGUUUACGGAGGAAGUUGUGAUAAGGAAUUUGAUGAAUCUUCACCCAAACAACCUACAAAUCCUUAUGCAACAUCUAAGGCAGCGGCUGAAUGCUUUGUCCAAUCUUACUGGGAAAGAUACCAGUUUCCAGUGGUUAUCACACGGAGCAGCAACGUUUAUGGACCUCAUCAGUUUCCAGAAAAAGUUAUUCCUAAGUUCAUUUCUCUCUUACAGCAGAAUAGAAAAUGUUGCAUUCAUGGUUCAGGACUUCAGAAAAGAAAUUUUCUUUAUGCUAGUGAUGCAGCAGAAGCAUUCCUUACUGUUCUGAAGAAAGGGCAGCCAGGUGAAAUCUACAACAUUGGGACCAGUUUUGCUGUGUCUAUUACCCAGCUUGCAAAGGAAUUAAUCCAUCUUAUUAAAAAUACUAGUUCAGAAGCUGAAGUAGAACAUUGGAUGGAUUAUGUUAAAGACAGACCUACAAAUGACAUGGGAUACCCAAUGAAUUCUGGAAAAAUGUAUAGCUUGGGAUGGAAACCCAAGGUCUCUUGGAAGGAAGGAAUCAAGAAAACAAUUGAAUGGUAUCAAGAGAACUUCCACAACUGGAAAAAUCCAGAAAAGGCUUUGGAACCGUUUCCUGUUGCUGGAGAAUCUGUAUGAAUUUGUUUGCAUCAGAGCUGAAAGGGAGG
Messenger RNA from Notechis scutatus (mainland tiger snake), 1134 nucleotides. It is a transcript of the gene TGDS, whose product is annotated as TDP-glucose 4,6-dehydratase. The record is from RefSeq and is a predicted model, not a curated record. Gene Ontology annotation, biological process: nucleotide-sugar metabolic process. Gene Ontology annotation, molecular function: dTDP-glucose 4,6-dehydratase activity. NCBI's taxonomy places the organism in Eukaryota, Metazoa, Chordata, Lepidosauria, Squamata, Elapidae.